This is a messenger RNA of Erigeron canadensis, 2539 nucleotides long. Its product is annotated as potassium transporter 2-like. The record is from RefSeq and is a predicted model, not a curated record. The transcript has 11 exons. Lineage: Eukaryota; Viridiplantae; Streptophyta; Magnoliopsida; Asterales; Asteraceae. Gene Ontology annotation, molecular function: potassium ion transmembrane transporter activity. Gene Ontology annotation, biological process: potassium ion transmembrane transport. Bases 108 to 2480 code for a protein of 790 amino acids. Gene Ontology annotation, cellular component: plasma membrane.
CAUUAUGGGGUCUGUAACAAGUGUGUCACACUUUAUGAUCCUCAAAUUGGAAAUCUGGGAUCUGCAGUUAGUACUUGUAGGAAAUCUUGCAAGCUCAUCAGUGAAGCAUGGAUCUUGACCAUGGAAAAUGUUGGCAAAAUUCUAAGAAGGAUUCUUGGAGAACAACUUUGCUGUUGGCUUAUCAAAGUCUUGGUGUAGUCUACGGCGACCUCAGCAUUUCUCCACUUUAUGUUUUUAAGAGCACAUUUGCAGAAGAUAUUCAUCACUCAGAAACAAACGAAGAGAUUUUUGGUGUACUUUCGUUCAUUUUCUGGACUUUAACACUCGUCCCGCUUUUCAAAUAUGUGUUCAUAGUUCUUAGAGCUGAUGAUAACGGUGAAGGUGGUACGUUUGCACUUUAUUCAUCGAUAUGCCGACAUGCUAAAGUAAGCCUGGUACCGAACCGUCAAAUUUCUGACGAAUCGUUAUCUACAUACAAGUUGGAGCCAUCUACGGGGCAAGAAUAUAGUUCUAAAGUGAGAAUGUUGCUUGAAAAGUAUAAGUUUUUGCGUACAGCUUUACUAAUCUUGGUUCUUCUUGGCACUUGUAUGGUAAUUGGAGACGGGCUUCUUACUCCUGCCAUAUCUGUUUUAUCUGCAGUUUCCGGGCUUGAGUUAUACAUGUCUAAAGAUCAUCAUCAGUAUGCAGUGAUCCCGAUUACUUGCUUCAUAUUGGUGUGCCUUUUUGCGCUACAACACUACGGCACACAUAAAGUCGGUUUCUUUUUCGCUCCAAUCGUGUUUUUGUGGCUGAUAUGCAUCAGUGCCCUUGGCAUAUACAAUAUAAUCUGUUGGAAUCCACAUGUUUAUCAAGCUCUUUCCCCCUAUUAUAUGCUAAAGUUCUUCAGGAAGACUAAAAAACAAGGAUGGAUGUCUUUAGGUGGAAUUCUACUGUGCAUAACAGGCUCAGAGGCAAUGUUUGCUGAUCUUGGCCACUUCUCUUACACCGCAAUUCAGAUUACGUUCACGUUUCUGGUUUAUCCGGCGCUCAUACUUGGUUACAUGGGUCAAGCAGCGUACUUAUCAAAAAAUCACCAGAAUGCUGAUCAAAUCGGCUAUUACGUCUCGGUACCAGAAAGUUUGAGGUGGCCUGUGCUUACAAUAGCCAUUCUUGCUUCCGUUGUGGGAAGCCAAGCAAUCAUAAGCGGAACAUUCUCGAUCAUUAACCAAAGUCAAUCACUCGGUUGUUUCCCUAGAGUCAAAGUUGUGCAUACCUCUGACAAGAUUCAUGGUCAAAUCUACAUACCUGAGAUUAACUGGAUACUCAUGAUCCUCUGUAUUGCAGUCACCAUUGGUUUCAGAGAUAUCAAACACUUGGGAAAUGCAUCAGGAUUGGCUGUAAUGGCAGUAAUGCUAGUGACGACUUGCCUUACAUCUUUAGUAAUCAUUCUUUGUUGGCAUAAACCUCCAAUUGUCGCCCUCUGUUUCCUGUUAUUUUUCGGGUCCAUAGAGUUACUCUACUUUUCAGCUUCACUAGUCAAAUUCCGUGAAGGGGCAUGGCUACCGAUCCUAUUAGCACUCUUCCUAGUUACCGUGAUGUUUGUUUGGCACUAUGCAACCAUCAAGAAAUAUGAAUAUGACCUUCAGAAUAAGGUCUCUUUAGAAUGGCUACUAGCGUUGGGUCCUACUUUGGGAAUUUGUAGGGUUCCCGGGAUCGGGCUCGUUUUCACAGACCUAACCUCCGGAAUUCCUGCAAACUUCUCGCGGUUUGUCACCAACCUUCCUGCGUUUCACCGUAUCUUAGUGUUUGUUUGCGUGAAAUCUGUACCAGUUCCUUUCAUCCCCCCGGACGAAAGGUACCUACUGGGACGUGUGGGUCCCGCAUCUCUUCGAGCUUAUAGGUGCAUUGUGCGGUAUGGUUAUCGAGAUGUGCACCAGGAUGUGGACUCAUUUGAGUCUGAUCUUGUUAAACGGCUGGCUGAUUUCAUCCACUAUGAUUGGUGCCGACCACGAAAAAGUAGUGAUCAAGGUAAUGAGAAUCAUCCGUCUGCAUCAGAUCGAUCGUUGGGCGAGCAUACUCUGGCAGUAGUAGGAAACACAGAAUUCUCAAGAACUCCCAUUUUUGAGGUGGAUGAAAACAUGAAUCAAGUAAGUGUAUCUUUGGGGUUCCAAACAGUUGAGAGCAUUGGUGACAUUGUUGAGAUUAGUACAUCCAAAGAGAGACGGGUGAGGUUUGCCAUUGAUGACAAUGAUGAGCCUGAAAAUCCCAUUGAUGUACAAUUGAGACAAGAACUCGAAGAUCUGUUGGCAGCCCAACAAAGUGGAACCGCGUUCAUACUUGGUCAUUCACAUGUCAAAGCAAAACAAGGGUCAUCGGUUAUGAAAAGACUAGCGAUUAAUUUCGGUUAUAAUUUCUUGCGGAGGAAUUGCCGGGGACCUGAUGUUGCCCUGAGAGUCCCUCCAGCAUCUCUGUUGGAAGUUGGCAUGGUUUAUGUUGUAUAAACUCAGUUGUUUUGUAGUUAGUUAUCUGUUCAUAAUAUCAAAAUAUCGAGUUCACAAGA